Molecule: messenger RNA, 1831 nt
Organism: Ziziphus jujuba (common jujube)
Lineage: Eukaryota; Viridiplantae; Streptophyta; Magnoliopsida; Rosales; Rhamnaceae
Product: two-component response regulator ORR9-like
Exons: 5
Coding region: 140-589 (149 amino acids)
Biological process (GO): phosphorelay signal transduction system; cytokinin-activated signaling pathway
Source: RefSeq, a predicted model, not a curated record
GCAAUAUUCAAUAUAUGGUUGCCUUAACACUAAUCAAAAGGUCCAAAAUAUAAAACAAAUAACUUAAAAGGUACUUUCUUUGCAUUCUCCAUUAAUUCAAGAAUCAACAUAGAAGAUCUGGGAGAUCCUCUUUUCUUGUAUGGCUAUGGCUGUAGAAGCCAAGUUUCAUGUCUUGGCUGUUGAUGAUAGUGCAAUUGACAGAAAGUUGAUUGAGAGACUCCUUAAAACAUCUUCAUAUCAAGUUACUGUUGUAGAUUCUGGGACUAAGGCAUUAGAGUUUCUGGGUUUGAUUGAAGAUGAACAGAGAGAUGCAGAGGUUCCCUCUGUUUCCCCAAAAAAGCUUAACCAGGCUUUAGAAGUAAAUCUGAUAACUACAGAUUACUCAAUGCCUGGAAUGACAGGCUAUGAUCUACUAAGAAAGAUCAAGGAAUCAAAAUCUCUUAAAGAUAUACCAAUUGUUAUAGUGUCAUCAGAGAAUAUACCUUCAAGAAUCAACAGAUGCUUGGAGGAAGGUGCAGAAGAGUUCUUUUUGAAACCAGUUCAGGUGGCAGAUGUCAACAAGCUUAGACCCCAUAUGGUGAGGGGGUAAAGCAAAGGAAAACCCUUUCAAACAAUCUGGGAGUUGGAAAUCUCUUUUAGCCAGUGAUCUCAUUGGUGAUGAUAAAGAAGUUAAAGCCUUGGAAAAUCAGUUUGAUUCGUUUUAUCCUGGAUGAGUCUGCUGCAAGAAUGAUAUUGGAAAACCACAUCAGCAAGUUUGCAAGAAAUCGAUCAAUCAUCGCGUAGUUUUGUCAUUGACAGCUCAUGUCAUAAUCUUGGCGGCCUUCUUUAGAGGGGUUAAUUGGCCAGUUGCUUUGGCAAAGCCCAAAUAUCAAGAUGUUAACAUGGAGAGCAGUUCAUAAUUCACUAUCUUCCAAACAGAAUUUGGUGCAUAAAAAGAUUCUUCAUAAUCCUUAAUUUGCAGUGAGGUUGAAGAAACAAUAGAUCAUAUAUAUCACUUCACUGCCUAUGGACUCAAAAAGCAUGGUUUUGCAGCCUUUGCAUGAUAACAGAUCAAGUUCAAUAACUCCAAGCUUUGGGAUUGGUUGGAGAAUAUGGUAGAAAAUGUUUUUCAAAGAGAGGAGAUUGACCAUGAACCUCACCAAAGCUUGUUGGACUAAUGUACUGGUUUACUGGGAAGAGUAGAAGGGUUUGCAAUGCAGUUGUCUGCCAUGCAAUUCUUCCAACAUUCUUUUAUACUGCCAAGUAUAAAAUGCUUUUUAUCGUCAAAAUGGCAUAUUCAUUUGCCUUCAGAUCGGCUAGUUUAGUAUACCGCAGUAAAUGAGAGGUGAAAUCAAGAUAGGUCAAGAAAAAUGUACAUCAAGUAUACCAUGAAAGUAACUAGAAAUGGAAGCCACCUGGCUAAUAAAGAGCAAAUCAAAAUUAAUAAAUCAGCCACUGGUGAAGUUGUUUGGGAAGGAAGGCAUAGUGAUUUUUGCUCUUGCAGUCUUACAUAUAACUCUUUCUAAUAGUCAAGGAUUUGCCAUAGAUACAAAUUACAAUUGGCAAAAACAGAAAUCCUACAGAGAUAUACAGAGCAUAAAGUAUUUCUUUGGCCUGAACAACACAAGUUUGCUCUAUCCACUAGGCAGCGUUUGCCUUCUGAUGUAUCACUUUAGCUUGGUUUAAAUAAAAGUUCAUUUAGAUUAUUUUGACAAUUCAUUCUCUUUUUCCUGUUUUAGUGUUGAAACUAUUUCAUUAUUGUUUCAUUGAUCCUUUAGGUUAAGAUAUAAAGCAACUAAUACCGGUGGCCGUUGGCAUUUUCAUUGAAGUUAAAGAGGUACACAAAAUAAGA